Molecule: messenger RNA, 797 nt
Organism: Sorghum bicolor (sorghum)
Lineage: Eukaryota; Viridiplantae; Streptophyta; Magnoliopsida; Poales; Poaceae
Exons: 3
Coding region: 54-797 (247 amino acids)
Source: RefSeq, a predicted model, not a curated record
GGAGGUUUUGAACUUAAAUCCUUUGGUGGGGAGCUUGUUUAAGGGCUACUUGGAUGUAUGGUUUGCCAAGGUACUCACAAGCCUAUGCUGAUGAGGUGGACAAAUUUAUUACAAUCGCACUGAAUCAUGCAAAGACGUUGUCAACAGGAAAUAAUUGUUCAGUUAUUUGUCCCUGUAAAGAUUGCAAGAACCACUUAGCAACUUAUGAUGUGGAAAUCAUCAGAUCACAUCUGAUUAGGCGAGGAUUUGUCCCGAACUACACAGUAUGGCUUCAUCAUGGUGAAGUAAUGUUUCUUGAUAGCAACGAUGAUGACCAAGAAGACGAUGUUGAAGAAGGCCAAUUGUUGUCCCAAUACGCAGACAUGUUUGAAGCACAAAUGCAACAUGAUUCAGCAAAAUCUUUGGCCUUAAGUGAAAAGAACAGCUUGCAGGCGAAGAAGAACAUCCACCACCCUCGUCUAGGCCCCGGUGGCUACGAGGGAAAGGAAGAGAUGUUUAGAAAGAUGGAAGAGGAGGCCGUAGCUGCUGGGAAUACAAAAGUAAUGAAAUUGAAGCCACGCACCAAGCGUUGGCUCUUUGCAAGGAAUCUUGAAGAAUCAGGCAGCAGUCUGAAAUUUGCCAAGCCAGAGACCGAGGAGGCAGUGUCAAGGAUAAUGAAAUAUUCUGAAGACAUCGAGAAGGGCUCAUUCACUCCUUCUAGAGAGAAGGACGAGCUUAGCCUUGGCUUGGGAAACCCCGAGCACCCAGGCCGUGUCAGGGGUUUAGGGAAACAUAAGACCUGGAAGGAAGGAUUUUGA